AGCUAGUUAUCUUGGAUGAUGUACACCACCUCCAAUUUAUAAGCAUUUUCAUUAUUUAAUUAUACGUUACAACCAAGAUAUUCAUAUUCUAUAAAGAUCCACAAGCUAGCCAAACUAAUCAAAUCCAGUUCCAAAGUUAAACACUGGAUUCUAGCCACCUAAGUUCGCCAAUGGCUUCCAAUUACCAGAGCAAUGGAAAAAGCCAUGGCAGCAGUAUCACCUUUGAUGAACACCAAGUGGUGGUGGUUAUGGUACCUUUUCCUGCACAAGGACAUCUCAAUCAGCUCAUGCACUUGUCACGCCUAAUCUUGUCACACAACAUACCUGUUCAUUAUGUUGGCACAGCCACAAACAAUCGUCAAGCCAAACUUCGUGUCCAUGGUUGGGACCCAAACUCCAUUUCAAAUAUCCAUUUUCAUGACUUCAAAGUCCCUUCAUUUGCUUCCCCUCCACCUAACCCCAAUACUGAAACCAAAUUCCCAUCUCACAUGGUCCCUUCCUUUGAAGCCUCUUCACAUCUUCGUGCGCCUUUGGCAGAACUUCUCCAAUCCCUUUCAUCUGUGGCUAGAAGGGUCAUAGUGAUUCAUGACUCCCUCAUGGCAUCAGUGGCACAAGAUGCCAAAAGCAUAGCAAAUGUUGAGAAUUACACAUUUCACAGUUGUUGUGCCUUCACCAUCUUCCUGUUCUUUUGGGAGCAGAUGGGAAAACCUCCACUAGCAGGCUCACAUAUCCCAGAAAUUCCUUCUCUUGAAGGGUGCUUCACCGUCCAAAUGAUGGAGUUCAUAAUUGAACAAAGUGAGUUCACGAAAUUCAGUGAUGGAAACAUCUACAACACAACCAGAGCAAUUGAAAGUCCUUACAUGGAAUUUAUGGAAAGCAUCAUUGGUAGCAAGAAGCAUUGGGCACUUGGGCCCUUCAACCCUCUAACCAUUGAGAAGAAAAGUUCAACAGGAAGGCACUUUGUCAUGGAGUGGCUUGAUAGACAAGAGCCAAAAUCUGUGAUAUAUGUAUCUUUUGGGUCAACAACAACCUUAACAAAGGAACAAAUUGAACAAAUAGCAAAUGGAUUGGAACACAGCAAACAACAAUUCAUCUGGGUGCUGAGAGAUGCGGAUAAAGGAGACAUCUUUGAUGGAGAUAAUGUAAAAGAACGUGAUCUUCCAAACGGGUUUGAAAAGAGAGUUGAAGGCAUGGGGCUAGUUGUGAGAGACUGGGCACCCCAAUUGGAAAUUCUAAGCCAUCCUUCAACAGGAGGGUUUAUGAGUCACUGUGGAUGGAACUCCUCCAUAGAGAGCAUGUCCAUGGGAGUGCCAAUAGCAGCAUGGCCUAUGCACUCUGAUCAGCCAAGAAAUACCGUUUUGAUAACUGAAGUGCUAAAGGUUGGUUUGGUAGUAAAGGACUGGGCUAAAAGAGAUGAGUUGGUGACUGCUUCAGCUAUUGAGAAUGCAGUGAGAAGGUUGAUGGAAACAAAGGAAGGAGAUGAGAUGCGAGAGAGAGCAAUGAACCUUAAAAAAUCCAUCCGUAGGUCCAUGGAUGAAGGUGGAGUCUCUCAUAUGGAAAUGGAUUCCUUCAUUGCUCAUAUAACUAGAUAGUAGGAUCUAUGUAACAACACAUUCUUCUAGUAUACACAAGUUGGUCUUACCAUAUUGUAGUACUGGUACCAAAUAGGACAUGAAAAUUUUAUAGCACAUGAAGUGAAUGUAAUAGGUUUGGCAGGAAAAUAUGCAGAUCUUUCUGUGUUUCAAGAUAUCAUCUGGUCAAUUUUAUGGAAUAAAUAUGUAUGCUAAGUUUUUGCAAAUAUAAGUUUUCUAUAGGUAAUUGUAUCC
This is a messenger RNA of Lotus japonicus, 1826 nucleotides long. Its product is annotated as zeatin O-glucosyltransferase-like. The record is from RefSeq and is a predicted model, not a curated record. The coding region runs from base 171 to 1592 and encodes 473 amino acids. Lineage: Eukaryota; Viridiplantae; Streptophyta; Magnoliopsida; Fabales; Fabaceae. Gene Ontology annotation, molecular function: UDP-glycosyltransferase activity. The transcript has a single exon.